AUGUCUUUCAAUGAGGGAGAUGCCAUGGGAGUAAAGCAACCCCACAACGAUCCCUUGGUCAUAAUGUUAAAUAUAGAAGGGUUCAAUACCAAAAGGAUCCUCGUCGAUAAUGGCAGCUCUGUGGACAUCAUCUACCUCCCAGCCUUCCACUUCAGUGGAGACAGGGUCUACCCCCGGGGUAUAGUGACAUUGACGGUGACGGCGGGGACCUACCCAGUGCAGUUGACUCGGCAAGUAGAUUUCCUGGUGGUGGAUUGUCCCUCAUCCUACAAUGUCAUCGUUGGAAGACCCACUCUCAAUAAGUGGAAGGCGGCAACGUCAACUUAUUGUUUGAAGGUAAAGUUCCCAACAGAUAAUGGUGUCGGUGAAGUGAAAGGAGAUCAAGUCCUAGCAAGAGAGUGCUACCAAGCCGUCCUGGCUGGGAAGGAGAACCAUUCUUGGAUGAUUGAGGAGAAGGAAGAAGACAGGAUAGAGGCCCUGGAGACGGUGGAGUUGGUAGAAGGAGAGGCGAACAAGACGACCAAGAUAGGAACGACGUUGAGCCCCGAGAUGAGAACAAAACUUAUAAAGUUUCUCAAAGAGAAUCUAGACGCCUUCGCAUGGAGUCACGAGGACAUGCCGGGCAUAUCCCCAGAAGUCAUCCAGCAUAAGUUGAAUGUGGACCCAGAACGGAAACCCGUCCAGCAACGACGAAGAACCUUCGCUCCAGAACGAGACCAGGCAGUUGCAGAGGAAGUUACCAAACUCCUGACGGCAGGGUUCAUCCGGGAGGUGUAUUAUCCUGAAUGGCUGGCAAAUGUAGUCCUGGUGAAGAAAGCAAACGGGAAGUGGAGGAUGGUGAUGCCAUUUGGGCUGAAGAAUGCCGGGGCUACGUACCAGAGGUUGGUGAACAGAAUGUUCAGCCAACAAAUUGGCAGGAACAUGGAAGUGUACGUGGACGAUAUGCUCGUCAAGAGCAAAGAAGAGCUCGCACACCUGGACGACCUGAAGGAGACAUUUACAACCCUCAAAGCACACCAGAUGAGAUUGAAUCCAAGUAAGUGUGUCUUUGGGGUUGCUUCGGGAAAAUUCCUGGGAUUCAUGGUGUCCCAAAGAGGAAUAGAAGCAAAUCCAGAAAAAGUGCAAGCCAUCAUCAACAUGACGUCCCCCAGGACCGUCAAGGAAGUUCAAAAACUCACCGGAAGGAUAGCGGCUUUAAACAGGUUCGUCUCUAGGGCCACAGACAAAUGCCUGCCCUUCUUUAAGACCUUGAAGCAGGCCUUUGCUUGGACCUACGAGUGCGAAGCGGCUUUCCAAGAACUGAAGCAAUAUCUGAGCAGUCCGCCUCUUCUAAGCCCGUCCAAAGAAGGAGAAAACCUAUACUUGUACCUGGCGGUGUCAGCCUCGGCAGUGAGUGCAGCUUUGAUUAGAGAAGAAGGCAAGAAGCAACUCCCGGUCUACUACAUCAGCCAAGCCUUUCAAGGAGCUGAGUUCAGAUACCCAAGGAUCGAAAAGAUUGCGUUUGCACUAAUAGUAGCCUCGCGCAAGCUCAGGCAAUAUUUCCAGUCAAAUCCUAUCCUUGUGAUGACGGAUCAACCAAUCAAGAAAUCAAUGAACAAACCAGAAGCAGCAGGGAGAAUGGUCCAGUGGGCAAUUGAACUUAGUCAAUUUGACAUCGAGUACCAUCCAAGAACUGCUAUCAAGGCGCAAGCUCUGGCCGACUUCAUCACUGAAUUCACUCUCCCAGACGAAGAUGGAAUUCCUGACGGAGUCGAUAAAUGGACAAUACAGACAGAUGGUUCGUCAGCCAAAAAGAAGGGGGGAGUAGGGGUCGUCAUAACCAUCCCCGACGGAGAAGUGAUGAAAUAUGGGGUCCAACUAAAGUUCCCAGCCACGAAUAAUGAAGCUGAGUAUGAAGGAAUAUUGACGGGCUUGAGGCUUGGGAAAGCUCUUGAUGCCAAAAACUUGUUGAUCCAGAGUGAUUCAAAGCUGGUAAUCGGACAGAUCAGGGGAGAGUACGAGGCAAAGGAAGAAAGGAUGCAGAAAUACCUAAAACUAACGAGACAACUAACUCAGGAGUUCGAUACAGUGGAGUUCGUACAGAUCCCAAGAAGCCAGAAUAUGGGGGCUGACGAAGUGUCAAAACUAGCAUCAUCAGAAGAAGGGAGGACGACCAUGGACUUGGCAAUAGAGGUCCAGAAACACCCUAGUAUUGAAGAGGUUGCAGUGUUCACCCUCCAGAGCACAGACACCUAG
Quercus lobata is the source of this 2235-nucleotide messenger RNA. RefSeq lists its product as uncharacterized. The coding region runs from base 1 to 2235 and encodes 744 amino acids. The transcript is spliced from 3 exons. The record is from RefSeq and is a predicted model, not a curated record. NCBI's taxonomy places the organism in Eukaryota, Viridiplantae, Streptophyta, Magnoliopsida, Fagales, Fagaceae. Gene Ontology annotation, molecular function: nucleic acid binding; RNA-DNA hybrid ribonuclease activity.